CAAAGGUCCUGUCAGAGCUGUCUCCCCUCCUGCAAGAGAAGUACGUGCCGCAUCACAUGGUCCCCCACCCUGGAGUGUGCCUGAGGCCCAGCUGCAGCUCCCUGCAGGGCCAGUCGCUGAUGCAAUCCGCAGCCCAGCGCUCGCAGCUCUCCAUCUUCCGUGCUCCGCGACCCUGAGCGCCACGUGUCGCCGCCGCACCGCAGCUGGAGGAGACUCAGACCUGCGCCCAGGAGCUGGAGCCCCGACACCCGCACGAGCAAUGAAGGACUGCAGUAAUGGAUGCUCGGCGCCCUUUGCUGCAGACAGAGGAUCAGAAGUGGCUGAGACUUUUAGGGCCAAAGACCUCAUCAUCACACCAGCCACUGUCUUAAAGGAAAAGCCAGACCCCGAUACCCUGGUGUUUGGAGCUUCCUUUACUGACCACAUGUUGAUUGUAGAGUGGUCCUCAGCAUCUGGAUGGGAGAAGCCUCACAUUAAACCCUUUGAAAACUUGUCUAUACAUCCUGCUGCCUCAGUUUUGCACUAUGCUGUGGAACUGUUUGAAGGCUUGAAGGCUUUUCGAGGAGUUGAUAAUAAGAUCCGAUUGUUUCGACCUGACCUCAACAUGAGGAGGAUGUGCCGAUCUGCUGUGAGGACCACUUUGCCGGUGUUUGACCAGGAGGAGCUUCUAGAAUGCAUUCGGCAGCUUAUACAGAUAGACCAAGAGUGGGUUCCGUACUCCACCUCUGCCAGUCUGUAUAUCCGCCCCACGUUUAUUGGAACUGAGCCAUCCCUUGGAGUCAAGAAGCCUUCCAAAGCCCUGCUCUUUGUGGUCCUGAGCCCUGUGGGACCUUACUUUUCUAGCGGAACCUUUAAGCCAGUGUCACUGUGGGCCAAUCCGAAAUAUGUCAGAGCCUGGGAAGGUGGGACUGGGGACUGCAAGAUGGGCGGCAAUUAUGGCGCGUCCCUUUUGGCGCAGUGCGAGGCAAUGGAGAAUGGCUGUCAGCAGGUCCUCUGGCUGUAUGGCCAGGACAACCAGAUAACGGAAGUGGGCACGAUGAAUCUGUUCCUCUACUGGAUAAACGAACAUGGAGAGGAAGAGCUGGCGACACCUCCGCUAGAUGGCAUCAUUCUCCCAGGAGUGACGAGGCAAAGCAUCAUAGAGCUGGCACAACAGUGGGGUGAGUUUAAGGUGUGUGAGAGGUACCUCACCAUGGAUGACCUGACCACUGCCCUGGAGGGGAACAGAGUGAAGGAGAUGUUUGGCUCAGGGACGGCCUGCGUUGUCUGUCCAGUUUCAGAUAUUCUGUACAAGGGCCAGAUGCUGCACAUUCCAACAAUGGAGAACGGCCCGAAGCUGGCAAGCCGCCUCUUGGGCAAACUGACUGAUAUCCAGUAUGGAAGGGAGGAGAGCGACUGGACAAUCUUGUUAUCGUGAUGGAAAAACUCAGUGUGUUGAUGGUGUGCCACAGAAGACAGACCUCUGCCCUGAACGGCGACUGCCCGUCAAUAGUUUUGCAUAUUGUAGUUGCAGUGUUCAUGUGUUACCAAGUUGAGGUUUUCCCUUGAGCCACAGGAAAUUGCCAACGCCAAAUGUCACCUGCACCAUGUAGUGAUCGCCAAUGCCAAAUGUCACCUGUACCGUGUAGUGAUUGUCAACGCCAAAUGUCACCUGUAAACGUGGUAGUGAUUGCUUACUGUAGCUUUCUCUACUGUAGCUUUCUCUGGAAAAGGUAAUGUUGAAUGCCUCCCCUUGUCCUGCACAAGAUCCAAAAGUCUGCUCCUUCAUAGAAGGUAGAGUUCCCAGCCAAUGAGACAUCUGUAUAUAUGGAAGAAUGAUCUGAGGACAUUCCAUUGGUGACAGCUCAGGGUAUCCUCGAGAACACAAAGCAGGGCUUUUGGUUAUUGUUGCUGGUGAGGUUUGGGUUUUUUUUUGGGGGGGGGGUUGGACUCCCUAGGUAGCCCUGGCUGUCAUGGUAACCUCUAAUGUCUGCCCAGGCUCCUGUCUCAGCCUUCUGAUUGGCAGGUGUGCACUGUCAUGCUUUGAUUUGUUUCUGUCUUUUAAUCAAAAAAUCUGGUUACCUGGAUUUCUUUCCCCCAUGGGUUUACAGGUUCUUAUGUCCAAGCUAAGGGGGCUCUGUUCCUUCUCGGUGUCAUGGUCUGACCCAGUCUCAAAUUGGGUAUCUGUGAGGCUCAAGCUCAUUGUCCCCACUGUCUUUUUUACCUAGUAUUAUAACUGGAUGCUCAUUGUGCUGCUAUGAGACUAGGGGUCCUAUGUCUUCUAGAUCUUUGUAUCCUCAAAGCCCAGCACACAGUAGGUAUUCAGUACGUGUUUACUAUAAAAAUGAACAUAGGAGUGGACUUUCUGUCUCUCCAUGCAGAAACACUUUUGGAAGUCAUGCCUGACUCCGGCAGCAUGUAGCAGUAUUACUCAUGCUGUCUCUCUUGUCUAUGGACUCCUACAUCACUAGAAGGAUCAUCUUAUAUUUUAAGAUUAUCUUGGAGCUGAAGUGACCACCCCGGACAGAAUUCAUGAAUGUACAUUAAGUGUUGAAUGCCAAAGAGAGGGGCAGAUAGGGAGAUACACUCUGGGUUUUGAUAUUAAUCUACACUGUGUACCAUUCUCUUGGGUGAGCAGUAAUGAACACCUGGCUAGCUGGGUAACAGAAUAAUUCCAGACAGUGUUUUCCUUGUUUAGGAAACUGUGAGCGAGAAAUUCUUUUAUUUCCCAGUUUGUCAGGAGAAAGUUGGGUCCUGAUAGAAAACACUCACCCUUGGAGAGUUGGUGCUCAACCAUGGUACCAUGGCUUCUUGGUCACAGUGGCUUUCAUCUUGCUGAUGGAACUUGGGUCUCUUCAGAGACAUUAGAGACAUCCCUUAAGACAUUUGACCACACAUAGCACUUUGGUUCCAUUGGGGAAGGAGAACGUGGAAGGAGAUGGUAAAAAUAGGUCUUAGGGGGCCUUUCCCUUGGCGAUCAUAGGUCUUGGGUGAGGGUGCCCUGCUGCUCCCCACCCUUGUCCUGCACAUGUUCAUGAGGUAGCAUCCUAAGAGAUGCUUCUGGCUUCCCACACCCUUUGACCUCAUAGUCUAUGUCUAGGAGAGACUUGCAGGUGUAUUAGCUGUCAAGUAGCCCAGAGUGGCCAGACCGAGUCCUCUGAGGAGGGAGAUGACUUGUCUGCCCUGAGUCCACUUAAGACUCUACAUUUCUAAAUGAGAGUGGCCCGUGUGACCGUUAGAGAGCAUGUGUCAUGACCUCUUACAUAAAGAGUGGCCUGUGUGACCGAUAGAGAGCAUGUGUCAUGACCUCUUACAUAAAGAGUGGCCUGUGUGACCAUUAGAGAACAUAUGUCAUGACCUCUUCCAUAAACACCUGUUGAGUUUUUCAUCAGACUUUGUUAAAGGAAGGCAGGACACACAUUUAAAAACAAACAAACAAACAAACAAACAAACCCUGGAGGUCUGAUACAGAGGGCAGCCUGCCGUUCUUACUGAAGUAACAGGACAGGAAGCCAACCUUUGAAAUGACUUCUUUCGUAGACAUGAAAGGGACGUCUGGAAUUCUCUUUUCCUUGUGCAUUAUUUGUUUAAUUGCAGGGGCGUAACGCAGCAACCAGGCACUUAGCCCGUCUUCCAGACUCACUUAUCCCAACAUUAAUUGAUCAUUUAAGGCAAGAGACAGUGUAGCAUUAAGAACAUGUUAGGCUAAUCUGCUGGGCGCAGUCCACAAGUUAAUACUAUUGCUGAUAUCUGCAUAACCGACUGCAAUUAUUUCCUGUUUAAUCGGGUUGAUCAAAUGAGAUUCAGCCAGUCACAUGUGAGCGGGCGUAGACGUAACUAAACGCAGCCGGUAGCUAAGAUGAUGGUUAGCUUAAUUUGAGUGUCUUGGUUUGUCAGCUUUCCCGAGAACACAUGUGACAAUUGGGAGUUUGAAAGGCAGAGAAUCUGAGCCUUGGCUAAUCUGGUUGGCUGAUGGAAAUGUAGUUGUUGGAAUCCGAAGAUUCCACUAAGGGUGCUUAAGCAGAGGCCACGGGUCCUGAGGAGUGCUUGGAGCUGUUGCAGCGAAGCAGGCGGGACUACAUAAACGGGUGGUUUCUGGAAGCCUGUGCUUCACUAGCACAAGAGGAAGUGGCCGAGAAACACUGUUUGGGAGCUGUGGUUUUCCUGCUGGAAGAAACAUGCUACGGUGGGUGUAGGGUGAUGGUUCACUGGUUAGGAGAGCUUACUGCUCUUGCAGCCACCAGGGUUCAGUUCACAGUACCUAUCUGGCAGCACACAAAUCCCCAGUUCCAGGGGAUUUGAUGCCCUCUUCUGGCCUUCAGGGGUAGCUGCAUGCACAUGGUACACAGAUAAGUCUGUCAGGCCCACAUAAACAUAAAAUAAUCUUAAAAGAAACAAGCUAUGUGGCGGUGCAGCGUCAGCUCUGUGAAGAGGUGGAGAGCCUACCUCGGUCACUCUGGGAUAGAACCCUUGUUGUAUCAGUUGUUGCUUGAUAAUAACACAUCAGAACAAGAAACCCUCCCUCUGCUGAGCGUUCCUGGGCUGUGGAGACAGCUUUGAGAACAAACUAGGCAAAAGGGUAGAAGGACUUCAUGUCAGCUCCACUUUCAGUUUGCUUUAAGGGAAUUAAAAGUACAAAGCUGCCCCUGUAAAUUCUUUUCUUUGCCUUCCUAGCUCUGUGUUCUACAGAGUCCAGUGUCCUUUCUUCAAAAUUGCGACCAAGGCCAGUGGCCUCUCCGAAGACAGCAGUUGCUUUCUAAGCUAUUUAGAGCAAUAGAUACUUUUUGGUCACAUCAAGUCCAAGGCCUUCGCCAAUCUUUCAUGUCCUGACCUAAAUAAGGUAUAGGAACUCUUCCUUGCUGAGUGGGUUUCUUAGGAAUAUGCAAACGCUGCAGUCACAGGCAAUGGGCCCAGGAAGUGGUUUCAUGGACCCGUCAUCAUAGCAACUGUCACUUUGUUUUGAUAAGGGCAGAAUUUGUUCCUCUUUCUAUGCUCUUCAUAUUUCUGCCCCCAAAGCAGCAAAGGGUUCAGAUUUUUUUUUUUUUUGUAUUACGUGUUACUGGACAGAGGCAUGCCCACAAUGUACACCUCACACAGCCAGCAAUACGAUAGGAAAUUCACAUAGAAAAUAAAUAGCAUGGAAACAUUA
Messenger RNA from Cricetulus griseus (Chinese hamster), 5128 nucleotides. Lineage: Eukaryota; Metazoa; Chordata; Mammalia; Rodentia; Cricetidae. The record is from RefSeq and is a predicted model, not a curated record.